Molecule: messenger RNA, 879 nt
Organism: Toxorhynchites rutilus septentrionalis
Lineage: Eukaryota; Metazoa; Arthropoda; Insecta; Diptera; Culicidae
Exons: 3
Coding region: 1-879 (292 amino acids)
Source: RefSeq, a predicted model, not a curated record
AUGAACUUCAGCGGUGACGUCAGUAGUUCGGAAUUGGAGGUUCGUUUGGAGAAGUUGAACCAGUUGUGGGAUGAAUUUGGAGCGGUGCUGGUCGAGGUCAGGGCUCAUAACGACUUCGAAGGAUCGGAAAGUCUGGAUACGGAACGGCAGGAAUUCAGCGAUCACUACUACGAAAGUACAUUGGACCGAGUACGUCUGCCCCAAAUAACGUUACAAACCUUCGGUGGAAGCUUUGAGGAAUGGCUGAGCUUCAAGGAUUUGUAUAUUUCGCUGAUCCACUCAAGAGGAGACCUGUCGGAAGUAGAGAAAUUCUACUUUUUAAAGGGAUGCCUACAAGGGGUGCCGAGGAGGUUGAUCGACCCUCUCCAGAUCACUAGCGGAAACUACCGAAUCGCCUGGAAUAUACUCAUGGAACGAUACGACAACAACAAACAAAUGAAGAAGCGGCAGGUAGAAUCGCUUUUCCAUUUGCCGUCGCUCACAACGGAAUCACCUGGGGAGUUGCACGCUCUGUUGGAUGGUUUGGAGAGAACAAUUCAGUCGUUGGAUCAGAUAGUAAAACCGUCUGAAUAUAAGGAUUUGUUGCUGAUCAGUUUGACCACCGCACGCCUCGAUCCAGUGACGCGCCGAGAUUGGGAAGAUUUCUCGUGUACCAAGGAUCAGGACACCUUAAAGGAUUUACUCGAUUUCCUGCAGCGAAGGAAGCCGCUGUAUAGCCUGUGCAGCAUAUCAUUCGCUUCAUACUUGCAAAAUAUUCCGGCGAAUGACGGUGAGGGACAGGGAGAUAUUCCUACGGCGUCAUUAUCUCUGUCGAAAUUGUCUGAAACGGGGUCAUCAGGCAAGGAACUGCCGAUCGGAACAAACGUGCGGAAGGUGUGA